Molecule: messenger RNA, 5530 nt
Organism: Leptidea sinapis
Lineage: Eukaryota; Metazoa; Arthropoda; Insecta; Lepidoptera; Pieridae
Exons: 6
Coding region: 178-5418 (1746 amino acids)
Source: RefSeq, a predicted model, not a curated record
UAGUCGGGUUAGAUACGGGUUAAAUAGAUUUUGUUUUGUUUUGACUUUUGAGAUUUAUUUAAAAAUUUAAUGUUCUCUUCUUGAUAAUUAAAAUAACGGGAUUAAAUAUAACAAACUCUUUAUGGUCCUUCAAAGAUGAUAUUCGAUUAUGAUUGAUAAUAUUGCGUUUAGUAAGGAAUGGAUGCUGAUAAAAACUCGAAAUCCGUUGAAAGUUUCAGUUGCGAGAAUAUAACUGCUGUCAAUGGAUUAAUACUAGAGUAUUAUAAAAAGUUUGGAAGAAAACGAGACCUGGAACAGUACUUUUCGCUAUCCACCGCGCAGUGUGAAAUACAAGACCCAACAAGCUCGUUUUGGCGCAAGAUGAAAGAAUCAACGGAUUCGGAUUCUGGUGAAAAGAAGAGCGAGUCAUCUACAGAAUUAUGCAGAAUUUCCAUUAAAUGCUCCAUUCCGGAACCCGCUAGUUCAAAGUACCAGAACACGAAUGAACAAGAAACACCAACAAUUUCUCCACCAAUCAUUAAUGAAAAUGAAAUAGGACAUUCUGAUAAUGAAUCAGAUGAAAUCCAUUCACAAAUAUCCUUGGAUGGAACACUGGAUAGAUCAACGAACAAAGCUCAUUCACCAACCAGCAGUGUUACAUCACAGAGAAAACUGGAAUGGGAUUCACUGGGUGAUGUUGGAUAUGCCAACCAAAGUGAUAAAAAGACAUCUGCUUCUAGUUUAAGUACUCUCGAAAGAUUAGCUUUACAACAGCAACAUAACUGCAUCAGUGAUUCACAGAAAAAUGAUCUUGGUUUACCUACAGCACACUCCACACCACUUGAACCCAAUGAAAGUAAAACAUCAGGAAAGAAGAAAAUUUUCAAGAAAACCACAAAAAUUACACAAAAGGAGGUUGAUUGUGUUCAACUUAGUAUACCACAGGUCUCAGAUAUACCAAUAAAUCUGAAUUUGACAAAACAUAUAUCAUUUAAUAUGGACAAAUCUGGGGAUGUGAAUGUUGAAAAAUCUGGGGAUAUUAAUGUUGAAAAUAUUAGAAAAAAUGAAUCAGAGGCACCUAAAAAACUGUCUGUUGAAACAGGCAUGACACAAGAAAUAAAAGUUGACAAAGAAAUUCAAACAUCAUUGAUUAAUCAAGAAGAAUCUAUAGACAAUAAUGGACCUCCACAUAAUAUCCAGAAAAAUGAUCAAAAAUUCCCUGUCUUAAUAAGUUUGAAUACACUCAGAAGAAGGAAUAUGCGGAAUGUGAGAAGGAUUAAAAGAAAACCAAAAAAUAAAAAACCUUCCAAAGCUGAGAAAGAAAAUAUUCCACAUGAUCACAAGGGAGAGCAAAUUUCUGAAGCAGAGAGUUUCGAGUAUAUGCCUGGCCAUGUAUACCAUUUGAAUCAAAUAAAUAAUAGGGCUCCACAGAUCAGAAAGGACAACAAAUCAAGUCUGGAAUCUAGUACUGGAAACACAACUGAAUCAAGCAAGGAAAAAAACUCAUUCACCAAAGACUUGGAGAAAAGUAUUAAUUUACUUAAAGUUGCUCUUAGAAAACGACAUGCUGAUGAUGAUUUAAAGAAAAGACUUAUAAAGGAAAUUGUUCAGAGGCUUAUUAGCUCAAAGUACAAUGAUGAUGAUGAUAGUACUGAUUUCUUAUCUGGCUUAAGCUUUGACAGCAAAAAGUUGGGCUUAGGAGAGAAUCAUACAACAACCAGUACAUCAGAUCCCAAUGAAACUACUGACAAAAGGCUACCCAAGAAGUCUAUACUACGCCAAGACAAAUUUGAUUCAAACAUCAUACCUUCAACAUCACAGAGUGUUCCUAACUUAGCUUCUGUAAAAGCUGAAACUCAUAUGAAUACCCAUUUGUUUAAGCCUAGUGGGUCUCAUACAGAUUCUGAUAUAUCUAUAAAAGAAAGAACUCACUCCUACCCAAAAACAUCUUCAGAAGAACUUUACCAAAAAUACACAGAUGCUCUUAAAAGAGAACUAGCAUAUAAAAAACAUUUACGUGAAAAGGAGUUAUUUUUGAAACAAAAAUUGGUUGGAUCUGAUACAAAGAUCAAUGUUAUAAAUCAAUAUGACAUACAGUCUCAGAAUAGAAUUAAAAAUCUUAUGAAAGAUUUGAUCAGAAAUAAUUAUGAUGAUGGGUCAGGUGAUGCAAGCAGGUUAGAAGGUGGUCCACAAACAAAUUUAAAUGUAUAUGUCCCUAUAAGAAAUCAAAGAAGCCAUUCUGUUUUCACUCUUUCUUCAGGAUCAUCUGAUAACCGUUCAAAAAACGUAAAAUUGAAAAGUAAAUCACACAAUGACUCCAAAGAGAAGCCCUCAUGUAGUAAGACUGAGAGACAUUGUUUAUGUCCUUAUUAUAGCUCACAUGGUAAAAUCGGUGUUACAGAUAGUUCUGUACAGGUGAAUAUGCAAUGUUGUGACAAAAGGUUAAUAUGUAAUAAAAAUGAAAUCAUUGACCAAUAUGAAAAACCCAAACCGUCACCAAGAUGCAUUUCUGACAUAAAAGACAAAAAUACAGCUGGUCAUUGCAAAUGUAUGCAUAAAAUUUUAGAAAUCAAUAAUGAGGGGUCCAAAUUAUUGAUUACUAAUUGUAAUACAAGUAAUUCAUGUGCUGUAAAGUCAAGCUGUGAUAAAGAAUUCUCUCUAAUUAAAAUACAACCUUCAUGUGGAUUGAAACAGAGAUCAUCAGCAAAGGUUUUACAUGGCGAAAACAUAGAGUUUAAGGAAAGCUCUAGUUCUAAAUCAUCUCAAACAAAUAUAAAUUUGGAAAUACCUUCAAGCAAAAAAUGUUGGGAGCAAGAUAAACCUCCUAUAAACAAGCAAAAGGUGGAUAUUGAAUUACCUAAUUCAAAUAAAGCUCCCAAAUGUGUGCAUGAAGGAAUUAGAUGGACUCAAACAGAAAUAAGUAUAGAUCCGAAAAUAUCAGACCCUGCUUUAAGUGAUAUAACUGCAGUAAGUGAUAGCUGCUGUGCAAAAUUAGUUGGUGAACAAUAUAAAGAGAUAUCCAAUAAAUCACUACCCUGUGGUAGCAAUACAUGUACAACUGGAUCAUCAACAUGCCAUAGCAAAAAUUCUACAGAAACGAAUAUUAAAGAAAUGAGUAACAUGAAGGAAACAAGUAAUAUGAAAAAGUCAUGUAAUGUGAAAAUGACACAUAAUAUUAAAGAGACAUGUUGUAUUGAUCAGACUUCACAAUAUAAUAUAAAUUUAGUCACACAGAGAAGUGAUAAAGAGGUACAAUCAACUGAAAACAAUUGUCAUACUGUGGGAAGCCAAGUGGAUAUACCAAGUUCAAACAAUUUCACAAUUCCGAUUCAAGGGACUAAUAUGACAUUAAAGGUUAGCUUGGGGUCCAAAGAAUUUCAGGAUGAUGUAGAGAAGAAAAGUCUUAUGAACAACUGUCUGGAUGUAAAAGAACCUACCUAUGAAACUAGGGAAACAUCAACAUGUAAACCAAAUACUGCUGACAACGGCACAUCAAUUACAGAAGAGUGUUCUAAGGCAACCCAGUGUACCGAUACAAAUAUAUUUGACCAAUAUUAUAACCAAACCUCAAAUACUACUCUAACAAAUUCUAAUAAUAGAAUCUCACAAAAAAAUAACAAAGCUGCUUCUGUUUUACCACAUAAUCAAAGAAGUGGGCAAAGACAUCCUGAUCAAAACUAUUGUGACAUUAGUCCACCCGAACUUAAAUCACCCCCUGUUUCAUUCAGCAAUCAAUUGUCUAGUCAGGAAUUGAAUUUUAUUAAAAGGAGUUGUUAUGACAAAAAUAUGCCUCAAAAUGCACAAAACGUACCUAUUGAUUUACCAAACAACCAGUUUUGCAACCAAAAUGAAAAAAAUAUUGGAGGGAGCUGUAGCACUCAUAUUGCCUCCUCUGCUAAAAUAAAUGGUGAUUGUUGCAAAUUCAACACAUAUCCAAAAUUAGAGUCUCGAAAACCAUUACUCCGUUCAAACACUGAUACUGAUAGGAUUGAAAAAGGAUCUCAUGUAACAUUUAAUAAACUUAUUGACAACCUAACAAAAGGUAAUCAUAGUACUAAAGAUGGUCAAGACAGAAAAUUUGAAGAUAUGAAUUGUAAAUCAGAUAAAUCAGGAACCAGUUGUUCUGAGGUGCAUGAAUCUAAGCAAUCAACAGACUGUGACACAACACAUUCAAAAUCUUCUAAAAGUACAAAUGAUAGUUCCAUGGGAAGAGAGGACCCAUUAAUUAAAAUCAUACAAGAUCUAAAACGCAGAUAUUCAAAGAAAGAUAUAGAUAAAAACAAAAGGAAUAGAUGUUAUAAGGACAUAAUUGCAGUUAUAAACUAUCUAUUAGAUACAGAAGAGAGUUCAGAUGAUCAAAGAACUUCCAGCAAUCAUGAAGAAGCAUGCACCACCAAAUGUGGGUCUAAAGUGAAAGAAAAAUCAAUACAGUCUCAAAACAAAUCGAAAGCUCAACAUAAGAAUUCUGAUCCUGAACCAUCAGAUUUGACAUCAAGUGAUUUACCAAGUGCAUCAACCAAUUCAACCGCAUACAAAGUUAUGAACAAGAUAAUGAAAGAAUGUCAGAAAUAUCACCAUAACAAAUGUAAAUCCCAUUCACAUAGAAAAUGUGAAGUAUCCAGUAGCACAUCAACAAAUUGUGAUAAAUGCAAGCAUGUCCAUUGCCACUGUAAAAGCAAGUGUAAGAAUGUUAAAAGUAAAUGCUAUGAAAAGAACAGUGUUGCUUACAAUCUGAUCAUACAGACUUCUGAUAGUGUAGUUAGUGAAGAUAAUAAUAUGUGCAUGGACAAGAAACGUCAGUUAAAAAACAUAGUGGUGAAAGUACCAUCAAGAUGUAAAAAUUCAAACAUGCCAUUUAAAGAGAUGUCAUGUAAAAUUGAAAAAAAUAUGUGUGGUGGCCCUCAAGCUUGUAGGUGUCAUCGAUCGAAAAGUUUACCUUGCCAUGACAGUGAUAUAUCUAGUACGGAUGAAAUACUUCGCAAGGCACAAGCGUGCUCUGUCAGAAAAUAUUUGGAAAGAAAUCGACCUGACUUUAUUGAAAAGUCCUCAAAUCGCCAAAGUUGUUUGAAGAUUUUGAAUGAAACGAGGGCAAACGCCAGGGCAGCCAAACGUAAACUGCUGUCACUGCACAUGGAAGACGAAGAAGCAAUGAGGAACCUCACCGAUUCAGAGCUAACAAAAAUGGCUGACAUUUUGAGCAAGGAGAUGAGGACUAAAAAGGUACCACCGAAAUUCAUAAGUGAACGAGAAAUGAAGAGACAUUCCGAGAAAAUAUACAAAUCGCUGCCCGAAGUUGUCCUGAAGAGGGAAGAAAGCAAGAAGGAGAGUAUCAAAAAGACAAAUUUGUUGAUGGCCAACAUGUUUAAGAGGAAUUUACAGAGAAAGACACUUCGGGGCGCUAUCAACCUAUCAAAUUAUAGUACUGUGGUAAAGUUUUGACAUAUCCGUGUUCGUCACGUAUAUUAUAAUACCUUUGUAAUGAUAUUUUAUUAUAUAAUAAUUAUUAUUAUAUUUUGUUAUCGUCUUAAUAAAUGUAACAACUUUUCUAAAA